GAAGACUGUCGCCGGAGCAGCGGAGAAGAGGAGAGAGGGAGAGGGGGGGGAAAAGAGAAAAGCGGUGGAAUGGUGUAAACGCCGAGCGAGUGAAAAAACCCGAGUGAGCGCAGCAGCGAGGGAGGCGCGACGCACGAGGACUAAUUCUUCUCGGUGUGAUUAUCGUGAAAAGUCCGCGAACUCCCGCUUUUUGAUGCUGUCCUCACGGAGGUCUGAGCCAAUAACGGACUUGGUGGUCGGCUGAACCAUGCAGAGGCUGCUGCUCCUGAGUUUGGCGUUGACUUUUCAAACUGUGUGGACGGCGAGGUUCUCUCAGGAGCCGGCAGACCAGUCGGUGGUGCGGGGCCAGAGGGUGAUCCUGUCUUGCGUUGUCUUCAACUACUCGGGCAUCGUUCAGUGGACCAAAGAUGGCCUGGCCCUGGGCAUCGGAGAGGACCUGCGGGCCUGGCCCAGGUACCGUGUGUUGCGUGUGCAGGAGUUGGGCCAGUACAACCUGGAGAUCCUGUCAGCUGACCUAUCUGAUGACUCCCUGUAUGAGUGUCAGGCCCCCGAUGCCGCGCUGAGGUCCAGGAGGGCCAAACUCACAGUCCUCAUUCCCCCAGAUGACCCAGUGAUUGAUGGGGGUCCGGAGGUGCUGCUGAAUGCGGGCGAGUCCUACAACUUGAGCUGCGUGUCUCGAGGGGCGAAGCCGCCUUCUAUGAUCGAGUGGCUCAAAGACGGUCUGCCUGUGGACGGGGCUGCCAGCGCUACUGAGGUGCUUUCAGACAGGAAGAGAGUGACCACUCGUAGCUACCUGCCCGUCCAGCCUGUCGACACCGACACCGGGAGGAACUACAGCUGCGUGGCCACCAACCUGGCUAUUCCCAUGGGCAAAAUCACAACUGUCACCCUCAAUGUCCACCAUCAACCGACAGUGACCUUGUCCAUUGAGCCUCGCUCUGUCCUGGAGGGGGAAAGAGUCACCUUCACCUGCCAGGCCCACGCCAACCCUCCUAUAAUGGGCUACAGGUGGGCUAAGGGUGGCGUGGUGCUGCAGGGUGCCAGGGAGAGUGUGUUCACCACCAAGGCGGACCACUCCUUCUUCACCGAGCCCGUCUCCUGUCUAGUUUUCAACGCUGUGGGGAAGACCAACGUCAGCAUCCUGGUCGACGUCCACUUCGGUCCGAUCCUGUUGGUGGAGCCGCAGCCUAAAACAGUCGAUGUCGACUCCGACGUCAGCCUCAACUGCAAGUGGGCAGGAAACCCUCCGCUCACACUCACCUGGUUUAAAAAGGGCUCAAACAUGGUCCUAAGUAACAGCAACCAGCUGUAUCUGAAGUCGGUGAGCCAGGCGGACGCCGGCCAGUACGUCUGUAAGGCCAUCGUCCCACGGAUUGGUGUGGGAGAGACUGAGGUCACGCUCACAGUCAACGGUCCUCCCAUCAUCUCCAGUGAUCCAGUCCAGUAUGCAGUGAGAGGGGAAAGAGGAGAGGUGAAGUGCUUCAUAGCAAGCACCCCUCCGCCAGAUAAGAUUGUGUGGGCGUGGAAGGAGAACGUGUGGGAGAAGGAGAAGGGGACGCUCCUGGAGAGGUACACAGUGGAGCAGAGCAAAUCGGCGGCUGAGGGCGGCGGCGUCCUCUCCACCCUCACCAUCAACAACGUGAUGGAGUCCGACUUCCUGUCCACCUACAACUGCACGGCGUGGAACUCUUUCGGCCCCGGCACCAUGAUCAUCUCUCUGGAGGAGACUGAGGAGGUCCCAGUGGGUAUAAUCGCUGGAGGGACGGUGGGCUCUACCAUCCUCUUGUUCAUCUUUCUGCUGGUCCUCGUUCUUAUCUUCUACCGGCAGCGCAAAGGCAGUCGGCGUGGGGUCACUCUGGGUAAGCCAGACAUCAAGGUGGAGACGAUAAACAAGGAGACCCACAGCUUGGAGGAGGACUCCGGCAGCGUGUCCACGGCUUCGCGCAUGGUCAAGGCCAUGUACUCGUUUCUCCCCUCUGUGUCCUUCUCUCCCUCCAAUCAGCCAUUUAAAGAUGACAUAGAGCUCAAGUCCGACCUCCGCAGUGACACCCUGGACACCCGCCAGGAAUACGACCUAAAGGACCCCACCAAUGGCUACUACAACGUGCGAGCCUCCACCCAUGAUGAAGGCCGCCCUGCCUCCCGCUCCACCAUGCACUACUCUGACUACCGCUCCCCAACAGGAACACCAGGGGGAGCUGCAUCUAUCAGCAGCAGCGCUGGCGGCUCAGGAGCCACGGCCAGCGGAGGUGCCCCCGGUCCCCCUGGACCCCUUACUUCCCCCGGCCGGCCCCAGGCCUGCUACGAUCCCCGACCCCCAUCCAGACUGUCCCACAUCAGCUACGCCCAGUUCAACACCUUCACCCGUGGGGGCCAGAGCCAGCAGCCCCCUGCCAACCCCGUCCCCGCAGCCAGCGACUUCCCAGGGGACUGCAGCCUCCUGGAGUCCAAUUCUCAGCUGGCCUACGACAACUACGGAUACCCCUCCCAUUACCAGACCUAUCGCAUGGGUUUCGCCCCAUCCAGCUUGGCCCCGCUGGAGGCCGGCCCAUCCUAUGAGAUGUACGGGGUGGGAUCUGGGGUGGCGGCCCCUGCUGUUGGGGUUGUCCCGGGGGGCCCAGCUCCCUCGGGAUCAGAGACUGGACUAGGGAAAUAUGGCAGCUCCACUCGCUUCUCCUACACCUCGCAACACUCCGACUACUCCCAUAGCAGACACACACAGAGGAUGCAGACUCACGUGUGAGACGGAGAUGCAUAAACCACCUCACAGUCUUAGCUGAGCAUGAGGAAGCAUCUUAUAAAUAGCGUCACUUCUAAAAAAACACACACAAUCACAGAUUUACAUGCACAUUUUCACACGCUAACACACCCUACUGAAUACAUACACCACUACAGGACACAAAAAAAAAAACAUCACACACACCCAUGCACGGAGUCAGAAGACCAUGCCCGUGAGACAGGCAGGGUAUGAGAAACGCAGAGGUGCAGAGGGAGGAAGAAAAAAAAAAGACGGGCAGAGAAGAGGGAGUUUUAGUGAGACAGGGAAGGGAAAUUCCACACAAUUUUGAAUUCCCUCACUCCCGAUGUGUUUAUAUAUCUGAGCUCUGAAAGAGCGGACGGCGCAAGUCACAAUCAAGACUGGGAAAGAAAACAAGAACCAGAGAGAGGAGGAGAGAUCGCAGAUCUUUGGAGCCCAUAGCCUUUGCUAUGAAUCGACUUUGUAAAUGAUGAGAGUGAACCUCUUAAGGCAAACUGACUGACUGUCAAAGAUGGUUCGGAGAAAAACCUCAACCAAUGGAAGUCAUUUCUGGCCGCCAUUUUCAAUUUUAAUUUUCUCAUUCUGCUGGUUGUCUUAUCCAGUGAUCAUAGAGCACAUAUAUUUAGUAUCCCAGAAGGCCCUUCUGUACAGUGGUACAUGCCACCAUGCCUUUUAGGCAGCAUGGAGGAGUGUGUUGGGGCCAGGGGGUCGGGUUUGGGAGGGCUAUCAUCCUUUUGCACUGCAUCUACAGUAUUCGUGCUUGGACGUCCCUUAUCUAUCUCUGUGUAAUGUCCUCUUUUUAUUUGCACAGCAACUAGAGCUUUGUAUUCUAUUUUUUAACAUUACAGAAUUAUUUUUGUCAAUGUAAAACAUGUAAUGUGUAUGUAUGGACCAAAAGUUUUGAGCGUGAGUGCACAUAACUCGGGCGUUUUUCCCUGAGUGAAAAGCCCACCGAGAGUGAAGUCUUGUGCCAACAACGGAGCCUGAAAUCAGGGCGCAAUUUUGCAUCCGAAGCGUAUAUCAGUGUAUGAAAGAAACCUAGUGCCAAGUGUUCAUGUUUUUUCUUCACCUUAGACCAUGCAUAUGCAGGAGAAGCUCCUUCUAUUGGCAACUGACGCUUUACACGCCAGGCUCGGGGCCUUGAGUCAUUCCCAGACAUUUUUCUGUCAGCAUUUUUUCUCUGAGCUCUUAACUACAAGCCUGGUGCGGACAGGGAGAAAAACACAGAUGUUGGGUUGAGAACUGAGUGGCCUUAUAGGGGAACAUGUCAUACAUUUCCAUUUUUGAAUCAUUCCUCAUCGUCUGUCUGCCAAAACGGCCAGAGGAGAAUGUGUAUGGGGAGGUUCAUUGAAGGCUUGUCCACAAUAUUGACAUGUAGUAGUGUGUGACUGCGAGUGCGAGUGCAAGGGAGAGACCAAGAGGGACACACACAUCGAUUUGUACAGUGUGUUUGUAUAGAUGCGGGAAUGACUGCGUGUGUGUAUGGGAAGGACUGUUGUAUGCAUGUUAAUAUGUAUACAGUACGUUUGUGUGUGUGUGUGUGUGUGUGUCCAAGUGUGCAGGUGUGUGUUUCUGUAUAUGUCCAUAUCAUUUCUCUCACAAUCCUGUUACAGUACUUUUAUACCUCUGGUAGGACUGUAUCCUGUAUUAUUGUGUCUUUGAAUUUAGGAAAAUCCAAUGUUUAUCUUAUUGUACUGUUCUUCGUAGCAGAGAAAACUGUUCAAAAGAUGUACGACGAACGUUAAACUCUCAUUUUUUAAUUUCAUUAUCUUCAAUAUUUUUUAAAAAUGGUAUGUAAUUAUUUUUCCACAGUAUUACAUAAAUAAAAGCACUGUUUUUUAUAAA
Molecule: messenger RNA, 4603 nt
Organism: Scophthalmus maximus (turbot)
Lineage: Eukaryota; Metazoa; Chordata; Actinopteri; Pleuronectiformes; Scophthalmidae
Gene: kirrel1a
Product: kirre like nephrin family adhesion molecule 1a
Exons: 15
Coding region: 248-2743 (831 amino acids)
Biological process (GO): cell-cell adhesion
Cellular component (GO): cell-cell junction
Molecular function (GO): cell adhesion molecule binding
Source: RefSeq, a predicted model, not a curated record